UCUUGUAUGUGCCGUUUUGUCGCUGCAAUCGAUCCCUGUUACCAAAGAGUAUGUACACAUUAUGGUUUUAUUUUGUAACUGGGCGGCUAGUCUGUGAUAUGUUCCUUGGUCUGUGAUAUUGAUAAACACUUAACAAAAUGUCGAUGUGUUUUUUGUUUGUGUCAAUAUCGACUUCACAGGUGCAGGUUGUUUUGUUGAUUUCCUUAAGCUUACGCUAAGUUGAGAACCAAAAUAUCUAAAUCCUUCUCGUUUUGAUACUUUAGUUUCUGUUUUACUUUCUUAAACAUUCGUGAUGGGACUAUUUAAGUGUUGUGUCGGUGGUUGUAAUGCAACCAGUGAGACGCAAAAACUCUAUAGUUUUCCCAAGAACGAUAAUUUAAGAAGUUUGUGGCUAUCCUUCUUAGUGCCUACUAAUUCUCUUCUCAUUGGACUCUCUAAAGAUCAAUUGAUUAGAAAGCGUGUUUGUGAGAAACAUUUCGACAAACAGCAGUUUGACGAAGAAGGUAAAAGACUUCGGUAUUCGUAUCCGUGCUUACUUACGGAUGUCGAAAUAGCACACGGGGAACCACGUCCUUCCACUGGAGCUGUUCUAAACUCUUUGAACGAUCAUAAUUAUUACAAAGAGGAUAGUGAUGAGCACGAUGAUGUAACAGACGCUCUAUUGGUCAUUGGGAGAGCAGGUGAGAACUUUCAUGAACACUCAUAUUCUCAACCUGUCAUAUCUGGUACAACAAAUCAAAGAGCUGAAGUCUUAGAACAACAUUCUUGUUCUUAUAAUAAAGAAGUGGAAAGUCUUGCUACGUCUGUGCAGUCUCUCUCUCAGUCAACACGAAAGUUAAAAACUUUUCAAAAAAAGAAGAAGAGCCAACACAAUAUGCUGAUAAAAAAACUGGAAUCAAGUAAAAAGAAAUUUAUCGAACAAGUUACAGAAAUUUCAUCAGAAACUUUGGAUAAAACGUUCAAAGAAAGAAUUGAAAAAGCCACAUUGUAUGGAACAAAUAUAAAAUUAUUCAAAAAUUUUGAUUAUUUGAACAAACAAGCACAAAAGUUUUUAAUGAUGCAAUUACGAGUAUGUAGGCUAAAGAAACACGCUAGACGCUUUAGCUUGGAUGAAAAGCUAUUAUCUUUAACUUUAAUGAAGCAAAGUCCAAAAUCAUAUAAAUUGUUAGAAAAUAUAUUUAAUUUACCUACAAAGAGGACAUUAAAUCGUCUCUCAGAGAAGAUAGAAAUUGAACCAGGAUUGAACUUCAAAGUUUUUGAAUUCAUAAGAAAUAAAAUAAAAAAUUGGAAUACAGAUAAAAAACUAUGCACCAUUGUCUUUGAUGAAAUAUCGUUAACACCACAUCUUACAUAUAAUGAAAAAGUGAUGAAAUUUAUGGUUUUGUGGAUGUAGCUGAAGAAAGGAAAAAAAGGUUUUGUGAUCAUGCAUUAGUUUUUAUGGUCAGAGGAAUAUGUUCACCGUGGAGACAAUGUAUAGCAUUUUAUUUUUGUGAAGGAACUGUAUCAGCAGCUGCGUUGCAAAAUAUAAUAAAGCAACUGGUCUCCCAAACAGUUCUGACUGGGCUCAUACCAAUAGCAUUGGUUUGUGACCAAGGAUCAACAUUUAGAACAGCUAUCAAAGCUUUCAGAGAAGACUGUUAGAAAUCGAAAUAUUCAGAAUAUAAAAAAUGAUGGAACCAUAAACAUUGCUGGGCAGAAUUUGAGUGUCUUCUUUGAUCCGCCUCAUCUCCUUAAAGGAAUACGGAAUAACUUCCUCAACAAAAACAUUAUUUGGAAAGGAAAAAAAGCCACAUGGAAAGACAUUGAAUUUAUAUUUGAUGUGGACAGUAAAUUGGGACACACCAGAGCUUUGCCUAAAUUGACAGAGCACCAUGUCAACCCUGACAAAAUUAAAAAAAUGAAAGUCAGUGUUGCAGCUCAAGCCUUAAGUGCCCGAACUGCUGCCAUGUUGAAAUAUACAAAUGCAGUCUCUAAUUUACACACUGGACACUCUAGCACCAUGGAAACAACAGCUGAAGUCGUUGCAUUUAUUGAUAAGCUUUUUGACAGUGUCAAUUGUAAACCUGGUUGUGCAAAAAAAGGGAAAUUACGAAAGGCAGUAAAGAAUAAUUCUAAACAUCACUCAUUUUGGACAGAAGCCAUAGAGAUAAUUAAAGAGUUAAAAUUUGAGGACAGUAGCAGUAAAAUUGCUGUUAAAGCAGGAAGGCCUCGACUUGUGCGUGUUCCAUCCUUAGAAGGUUGGAUAACAACCUUAGAAAGUUUCAUUAGAAUAUCUAAGUUAUUGUUUGAAAAAUAUAGCAUCGAAUAUUUUUACCCAAGGUUUAUUUACCAGGACCCACUGGAAAAUUUUUUUGGUAGGAUAAGGUCUCUGAAUUAUAGGAAUAUAAACCCAGAUGCAAAUACAUUUCUGCAUGCAUUUAAAUCAUUGGUAUUAACCAAUUUGUUGAGUCCUCACUCAAAAUUUGCCAACUGUGAAGUGGAUGAUGGCGAUUCAUUGCUAGAUGUAAAUUUUUUAUUUGAAAGUUCUUCUAAUGAUAAAGAAAACCGUUUUAAAAUGCCAUCCACUUCACAACAGCAACAACAACAGAUACUAGACCAUAACAGUCCAAGUGGGUCUUUAAAAGACGAAAUUAUACUGGAAAAAAUAAAAGUUCAGUGCUCAGCCUAUACGGCUGGGUUCUUAUGCCGUAAAUUAACUAAAAAAAAUCAAUGUAAGAGCUGCCUAAAAACAUAUACAAGCAGCUCUACAAAUGAAAAUAUUUAUGCUUAUAUAAAAUUAAGAGAAUACGAAAUGCUCAAAAAUGAUAAUUUAGCAUAUCCUAGUGAAAACUUUAUUAAGAUGUACAGGGAUGGAAGUAAUUUAAUACAUAAGUAUUUAAAUAAAAAUGCUUGUGAAAAAAAUAUUGGGAAAAAUUUAAAGAAAAUGCUAAAUAAAAGUUUGAGGUUUUCCUGGUUGGGGUGCUGUUCUUCACACACAGAAAUAUUAAAAAGUGUAUUUUUCAAUAGUAUAAUAAGAUUACAUGUCCACAAUUGGUGCAAUAUUAUAAAUAAAAUUUUGAAAGGGGAUAUCAAACAAAAAUAUGUGUCCAAAAUGGCUGAUAUACAUAAAUCUGCCUACGAAAAAUAUAAAAAGCUCGUACUCCGAAAUAAAAGCGUUUAAAAAUAAAUUUGUUUGAUUUUUAAUUAAGGUUACAAAAUAAAAUAAAUGAGACCAAUUAUGGUUAUCGAUAUAUCAGGUAGGGACGUCACUAAAGUAUCGAUAACGAAUGACUGCAGUAGGUAAGCACUAGCUGCAAGGCUACAGUAGCGCCAAAACGGCACAAUUGGAAAACUGUAUGAAAAGCCCCAACGCCAGUGUCCUAUCUGUUACGUAGUAACUAAUAACUAAUCUGUGGUUUUGUGUGUGCUAGAAUUUUAUAGAUAAUUGGUAUUGUUUUUGCCAUAAUGUUUCCCUUUCGUCUGUUAAAACAUUGGGUAAUGUUGAUAUAUUUUAAUAAUCAUGUGGUGUACAUAAUACGUAUUGUAUGAACUUUGUCCUACCAAAAUAGAUUCAGUUGUCAUGGCUGCUGUAUUUCCCUUAUUUCUCGGACAAGUCUUCGUUUUUGUUAACGUCGAAUAAAAUGUACCUUUUUGGUGCCUUACUUUAUAUUAUAUCUUAAAAGUUGAAAUUCCAUGGCAUUCCUAGUGAAAGAAUCGACGUCUUACUCUCAAACGAAAAGGUCUCAAAUCGUUUGACGCGAUAACGCCUUUUUAGGCGCACUUUCUUAGUUUCUUAAACCAGUUAUCACUAUGAAAGUGCGCAUAGAACAGGUAUUAUAAAUUACUACGUAUAUUAAUAUUUUCUCUGAUUGUCUGGUAAUUUUAAUGUUAGGUUCAAAAUAAAAUAAUAUGUUGAGAAGCAUUUCAUCUGCAUUUUGAUACUAGUUUCAAUAGUUCCACAGUCUAAGAGCUGGUCUUAAAUAUGAUGGUUAGGUUAUAGCCCCAUCCAUGUCCUAGAAAUGGGUCUUUUCUCAUUUUUAGUACAUGUUAUUCUCUUUUAUUAGUUUGAGGUGAAAGGGGAAUUCUAGUUAUGUUUAGUACCUACCUAAAUGGAUAAUAUUCUUUUAAUAAAUUAAUAAGUAAUGUUAAGUGGUUUGUGUUGCACUAUGGUUAGGCUUAAUUGAAAUGUGUUUUUUUUGUAGAAUAAUAAAUAAAUAAAUAAGUUUGUUCUGUUUAAGUGACACACAACACAACAUUAUUUAACUAUUGUGUAUUUGCAAAAUAUUCAAGAAAUGGUUUUUUACGUAGAUAGAGAAGUUGGUACCUCUGCAAUUAUGGUCCUAGGCGACCUAGCUCCAUAAUUGGGGAGCUGAGCUUAAACAUGAUGGGUUUUACUCCCAUUAAUUCCAUAAAAAUGGGUCUUCUCAAUUUUAAGACUGGCUAUUUGGAGCUUCCAAAUUGGAGGCAAAAAGGGAAUUUAAUUAUGUUCAUUAUAAAAAUAAAUAAAAAAUAAAAUUAGCCUUUAUUCUUUGACUAUGAUUACAUAUAUUAUACUUUAUACUAUUUCUUAUUUUGUAUGACACUAUCGCAGUCAGGUUGUCCUUCGACAUAGGCCUCCUCCAGACAUUGCCACUCAGCUCGGUCUCUACCUUUUCUACGCCAUCCUUUUGGCAUGUCAUCUUCCCAUCUUUUGUGUUCCAUCUCUGGGGUACAAUUGAAUGACCUCUAUGUUCAUUAUAAUUAUGGCUAAUUCUUUUAAAUACUUUGUUAGUUAAGUGUUGUUUGUUCUGUCUAUGUGACACACAACACUUACCAUUAUUUAACAAACGUGCAUAUACAAAAUAUUCAGGAAAUUGUAGUCUAUUUGUGUUAGUUAGACACACAACACUUCUUCUUUUUCUUUUUCUUACACAACACUUAUUAUUGUAUGUAGUUAAUGUGCAUCUAGCAUAUGGUUAUGGGAUUUUUAACUCUAAUUCUUGUCUUUGGUUUGUAGUUGUCCACCUCAGACUUGUUGGUUGUGUCGCCGUUGUGGUUGUAUAUUGAUAUAUAGGAUUAAAGACAAUGUACUAAUUAUUAUUAUUUAUUGCACUGAUGAAAAUAUAAAAUGACUAUAAAAUAAAAGGUGUAUAAAAUAGUUGAGAGAUGAAUAUCUUAACAUUCCAUGGAUUCACUGUGUGGGUGCUGGGUCCAUCGCAUCAUAGAGAGAAAAACUGCAAGCAGAGUCCUGAACUUGUGACUACAGGAUGUAGGGUUAAGGAAUUCCUUGAUGAUCGAUCAACACUCCCCGUUCUCUGCUCGUGUUGUUCUCCCUGCCUAGCCAAAUUUGGUAAGAUCCUAUUAGAGCAGCUUUGGAUACAGGUUCUAAUAUAGAACUAGCUGCACUUCUAGAGAGGCCAAGGUCUAUAAGCAAGUUAUAGAAUGAUUUUGCUGGAAAUCCUUUUGCACCUACUUCUACGGCGUACAGACUAACUACAUAGCCAUUUUUAGUUGGGUUCAUUUGUUAGAUCAUAAUAUUUGUUCACUUUUAUACUGUGGUCCUUCGGAAUGUUAGUCUCUCAUGGCACAGUAAGCUCUACAAGUACUAUUCGCUUAGUUUGCUUGGACAAAAGGAAAAUGUCUGGUCUAGAUCUCGAAAUAGUAACAUCUGCUGGGAUUUUAUAAUGCUUCACAUACAUAUCCAUUAAUAAAGUCCAAUCAGGUGCUGAACCUAGGAUUGAGUAAGGCUUACUAGAUGAUUUUGUUAUUGAACCUUCUUUGAUGAAGAGUUGAUGAAGAGUUGUUGUCUUUUAUUUGAAGUCAAUCCUUUUUGAGCUCUAGGAUCGUAGGAAGUAUAUUUGGUAUUUCGUCUCUCCAGACAUAGGCAGUAGCAUUUACUUGGCUUUGUCCUCAGUCCCUCAGUCCACAAACAAAACUCAUCCACUUCAUUUAAUAGUUCCUGACAAUAUUUCGAGUUACGCGCCAGUAUAGCAAGAUCGUCUGCAAAGGCUAAGAUGGACUUAGUGUACUUAUUGUUAAUUUUAAACUGAUAACCCCAUUUCCUUUCGUGACUGAUUAAUUUAUCUAUUACACCAUUAAUAACUAUAUUGAAAACUACUGGGGAUAAGCAGCAACCUUGGAACAGGCCCACAUUGUAUUGUAAGGGUUUUGUGUAUUCCUUGUUUACUGCUAUGGCAAAUUUUAACUGAGAAUAAUAUGAUGUAAUUAACUCAAUAAUAAUGCUGGGAAAGUAGUACCAUUUCAACGCGAAAAUCAUCAGAUCAUACGUUCUCCAAGUCUAACCAGCAGACCGCAAUUUGUCUCUCAUACUUUCUGGCAUCUUGCACCGGGACCGGGUUAGAGCUGGGCGGAGAUAUUAUUAAAUAAAAUCCGGUGAGAUAAAAAUAUAAUUUGUAUUCAAUAAUUUAAUCUAGCUCGCGGUAGGCACACAAAAUUUGUAGGGCACGACCCUACAAAUUUUGUGUGGUAGAACGUAUUUUAUCUGCUAAUCAAGAUGCAGCCGUAUGAAGUACUCCCCUGUUGGGAUGCCGAGAUGUAGGGUGGCACCAGGACGCGGAGAACCCGACGGAAUUUGCCUCAGGGCACGUCGGAUGCGGUCCGGGCGUAACUUCGUAGAUACGUGUACACGUAGAUGAUUCGAUUCGUUGAUUAUUUCUAUGAAUAAUCCGUGCCUCGAAGAACAAGAGCAACGACGACGACGACGACGACGACGACGACGACGACGACGAACCACAAAGAAGCCGUGAUGAAGGUGACAUUGAGAUAUUACGUUGCAUAAAGUAUUUUAAUGUGCCAUUCCGGUACAAUCUUUCAGACUUUCGCCCAGUAAUGUAUUAUGUUCCAGGCAUCCAGAAAUGCCGGGUAAGAACCCUUUCUGGUGAUUGGGCCUGAAAUAUCUAUUGUUGAUCAUAAAAUGUGUCAUUUUAGUUUGCAAAAUACUAAAAAAGAUUUUAGAAGUUGUAUUACCAUGAUACCCAUGUCAUUGUCACCCAUUGAUUCAGCUUUACGAAGUUGAAUAAUCGCGUCCCGCUUGGCCUAGCGGCUUAGCCUACGGUCCUCGUUCAACAGUCCGUCGCAGAAGUCCUGGAACUCCUCGAGGUCUCUGCGAUAGGACUCCAAGGUCCUCGACCCCGGCGCCGUCCAUCCCCAGCAAUGCCCGGUAAGCCUCUUCGGCAGAGCUCUGCCUCGACGGCAGUUGAAGACAGCGCCUCUAACCGAUGCCUAGCAAAAUAUGAGCUCGUUCAUUUAAACGUUUUAUGAAUGACUGGAAACACCUCAUUGAUCGGUUUUUUUCCGAAAUGCGCUUGAUAUGUUAUUUUUAAUACUUAGAGUGCUUAAUUUGACAAUAAUAUUUUUUGGAUUAUUGUUAUGUUGAUACGCAUGAGGCACUUCAAUGCUUUGGGGCAUUUUGAUCUUCUUGUACAAUACGGUAAAAUACAACCAACUCACAGGUUUAUUAAAAUUGAUAAUAUUCAGCAUUACAGUACAAAAUUAUUUAGAUUCGGCAGGUUUUGGCUGUAACAGGUUCAGGGUAAAGGCAAUUUGAGUUUUAUAGAAAAACUAUUUAUUUAUUAACAAUAAUAAUUUACAAUUAUCUCCAAUAAAGUUACAAGUCUAUUCCCCAUUGCCUGCCUUUCGUCUGUUAUUCCAUUUCUCGGAAGCUUUUCUCAUUUCAUAGAAUAUUAUAGUCAUUAUACUGUUAUAUUAAUUUUUCUCCCAUUCCUCAUCAGAAUGCAGAAAAUGUGCAGCCUGUUCAGUCUGUGUAGGUCUCACACGUCUGCCCAGGCCGAGCAGGCAUAGUUCGAAAAACUCUAGGACGAGUCACCAGCCAUGUGGUCCCUGUAUGAAGCUGCAGGCUCUGUCUGGUGCGGUGACAAUGCUGAUGGUCCAGGAGCGUUCCAAGGUCGUGGAAUUGUACUUCUUCAGUUGCGGAUAGUACACCGACAAGAUUCAGAACUCUCUGUUACAAAUCUGUCAGCCUGCUGCAACCGGCUGGACAUCGACCAGUACCUGUGGCUGCCCUAUGGAGACGCAUUUUCUUUUUCGUUUUAUUUUUCAAAUCACUCCAAACCUAUUUCCACUUCUCAACAAUUUCACUGUCACCAGCCGUCACUGUUAAGGAGGUGUGUUAGUUCCUUCCACUUCUGCCAAUUCCCAGUUCCACUUCUGGCAUUACAUUCCCAUGUUUGGUAUUUCUUAGGUUGCAUGUUGAGAUAACCAAUAUCACAGUAGAUCCUCCUCAGUAACUUGACUCUUCUUGACUCUCUUGAAAAAAGCGUAUUUUUGUAGGCAUUCGUUAUUAUCUUCCUCACAAUUUGCCCUACGUGAAUGUAUAACGCUAUAGUUGUUAAGGAGAAGAGCUUUAAACGCCCCUCAAACGAAAUUGUGUUUGGAGCAUUGUUCCUUGCUUCUGAUAUUCCCGAAAAAAAUUCCAACAGGGUCUUGGUUGAAAUUUCGUGUCAACAAUGCAUCUAAAUUGUUCUUUUUGGAUAAUACUUGCCAAAUUGCUUCCAUGCCCUCGAUCGUUUUUAUUAAGUUUACUAAAUGGUACAGUUGAUGUUAUUAUUCGAAUUUUGUUGUUUUGUAAAUAAUUUACAGUUUUUAAAUUUUUUUUCUUUCCGUCCAUAAUUCAUGGUAUCCUUUCGAACAUCACCUUUGUAUAUUUUAAUAUCCGGUUUAUUAAAAUUGCUCACAUUUGGAGAAUCUAACAAGUUAUUUAAUAAAAGAGUAAUAUCUAUAAGUUGUCGACAUUCCUAUGAAAUGUCUCCCCUUGCAGAUAGGUGUUCAGUUACAACAUUUUAAAAUCUGAGUUCAUAGUGUAGCUUGUAUCACGCUGUCUCUAAGUGAAUAAAUUGGUCUCAUUACAUUUACUUAAGUAGGUUGUUCACCCAACAAAUUGAAAAAAAGCUUUCAAAGAUCGAGAAAUUGUACUUCUUCAGUUGCAGCUAGUACACCGACAAGAUUCAGAACUCUCUGUUACAAAUCUGUCAGCCUUUGUGUUAUUUUUCAGGUCACUCCAUACCUUUUUCCAUUUCUCAACAAUGUUACUAUAAUCAGCCGUCACUGUUGAGGAGGUGGGCUAGUUCCUCCCACUUCUGUCAAUUGCCAGUUCUACCUCUGGCUUUAGAGAAGCGUUUGCUUAUAUCCUCAUGUUUAGUACAUCUUUGGUUGCGUGUUCAGAACACCAAUAUCGCCAUAGAAAACUCGCAUGAAGAAGCAAUUUACAAAGAAUAAUAGUAAUAUUUGAUAUGGUUGUUAGUUCGUCGUUAUCAACCCAGAUUCGGCUCACAGCUGACCUCGAGUCUCCUCUCAUAAUGAGAGGGGUUAGGCCAAUAGUCCACCACGCUGGCCCGAUUGGCAGACUUCACACACGUAGAGAAUUAAGAAAAUUCUCAUGCCCCAGACCGGAUUCAAACCCACACCCUCCGGAAUCGGAGGCAGAGGUAUAUUCACUGGACUAUCACGGCUCUCAUAACAAUGUAAACCUCAGAUAAGAAUGUCUAGUUCUUCUCGUGAUAUGAUUGGCCCCAAAGUAUUGGCUGCCCUCGAUCGUUUUUAUUAAAUUUACUAUUGAUGGUACAGUUGAUGUUAUUAAUCGAAUUUUGCUCACAUUUAGAUCAUCAAACAAGAAAAAAAUUCCAACAGGGUCGUCUUAAAUGAAUUCAAAUUCAACAAUGCGUCUAAAUUAUACUUUUCGGAUAAUACUUGCCAAAUUGCUUCCAUGUCCUCGAUUGUUUUUAUUAAGUUUACUAAAUGGUACAGUUGAUGUUAUUAAUCGAGUUUUGUUGUUUUGUAAAAAAUUAACACUUUUUAAUACAUUUUUUCCUUCCGUUCAUAAUUCAUGGUGAGGAGAAUCCUUUCAAACACUUUUGUGUAUUUUACCAUCCGGUAUAUUAAAAUUAGAGCUGUGAUAGCCCAGUGGAUAUGACCUCUGCCUCCGAUUCCGGAGGGUGUGGGUUCGAAUCCGGUCCGGGGCAUGCACCUCCAACUUUUCAGUUGUGUGCAUUUUAAGAAAUUAAAUAUCACGUGUCUCAAUCGGUGAAGGAAAACAUCGUGAGGAAACCUGCAUACCAGAUAAUUAUCUUCAUUCUCUGCGUGUGUGAAGUCUGCCAAUCCGCAUUGGGCCAGCAUGGUGGACUAUUGGCCUAACCCCUCUCAUUCUGAGAGGAGACUCGAGCUCAGCAGUGAGCCGAAUAUGGGUUGAUGACGACGACGAUAUUAAAAUUGCUCACAUUUAGAGCAUCAAACGAGUUAUUUAAUAAAAGAGUAACAUCUAUAAGUUGUCGACAUUCCUAUGGAAUGUCCCUAGCAGUGAGGUUUUCAGUUUUAAAAUCUGAGUUCAUAGUGUUGUUAUGUAUCACAUUAAAAAAAAAGUUGAGGGGAGGUGUUCAGUUAUAACUGCAAUGCUGUGGCUGAAAAUUGACAAAUCUGAAUACGGUGAAGGUGUUGUAAUAUAUUUUCUGCUAUUAUCGCCAUAUUAUGGUAUAUUGAUAUAAAGGAAUAAUAAACUGAUUUAUUUAUAAACUGCACUGAUUAUAAUAAUUGUAUAAGGAUAUAAAAUAAAAGGUUAUUAUAGGACUCAAAAGUGAUUACAAAUAUAAGAAAACUAUGUCGACCAAAGGUUAUGAUUCACGACACUUGUCAGGACAACUUAAUUAACAAAUCAAACUGUAACCAAAAUAAGACCCUAGAAUGGCAGAGAAUGACCUUGAGUGAAGUCACGUACUUGUGAACGAUGUGUGUAGGGUUAAAAGAUCCUUUGACUGUAUACAAACACUCCUCUUUUCCACUCAAGUCACUCUCCCCGCCUAUCCCAAGUAACCCAUAAAGAAUUACACAACAAGAGUUGUGGACGGCUCGAACGCCACGAGCAAACUGAAGCCAACACGAGAUCGAGAGACAUCAUAUCUGUCACAGACUACUAUUUCCUACACUGUUUAUUAACAUAUAAAUUUAAAAGCUUAGCUGCUUCUAAAUUGCGGCGAUAACAAGGUUUAUCAAAUAGGUGAUACAGAGUGAAAUGGUGAACUGGUAAUCGUGUAAGGAAUCGGCAAAACCAUAUAUCCACGCAUUGCGCAUUUUACAGUAUUCUAAAUAUGAAACAAAUAUGAAAUGUGAAUGUAGAUGGCCAAAUCUAAAGUGGGCGAACAAAAGAGUUCGUUCGCCACACUAUAAAUUAUCAAUAUCUCUCUGUACUAAAAUUUUCGUUCGCUCAUCUCUAAUUUUCCUUAAUUUCAAAAAUUAAAUUAUUUCAGAAAUUAAUGAAAAUUAGGAAAUGUCGUUAUCAUCAUGUUUUUCCAUCUACUUAUUUACGUUAUUUAUAAUGGAAAAAGCUUGGGCGAUUUUCGGAUCUUCAUCGAUAAUACAGUGUUUAAGCGAGUUCUUCGGAGCCUUGAACUUUUAAAAUAGCCUUUCAUGACUAGAUUAUUGAUCGUCAUUUACCGUGAUAGCCCAGCAAGCCGUGUUAGCUUAGUGGAUAUAGCCUCUGCCUCCGAUUCCGGUAUGGGUUCCAAUCCUUGAUUCUGGUAGCUAACUUUGUUACCAGGAAAUGAAAAUUUCUGAGCGUCGGAACGAGAUAAUUUACCAUGCGAUGCGAUGUGUAGGACAUUGUGUUAAGUUGUAUAACUAUUAAAUAAGCAACAGUAAAAAAAAGAAUAUCUGGUUAGUAACAACUUUGAUAAACUACCCUCCCCCCAACUUGUAUCAAUAAUGAGAUAAUUAAAAGUUGAUACUAACCAGUAUUAUUUGAUAUUUAAAUAUUUAGUGAUAUUUAAUAUAGGCACUUCACUAUUCUUAUUGUCGAAGAAUGACGGUAGUGGAUGUGGUUAGUAACAAUUUUUGGUAAACUACCCUCCUCACUAUUCUUAUUGUCGAAGAAUGACGGUAGUGGAUGUGGUUAGUAACAAUUUUUGGUAAACUACCCUCCUCACUAUUCUUAUUGUCGAAGAAUGACGGUAGUGGAUGUGGUUAGUAACAACUUUUGGUAAACUACCCUCCUCACUAUUCUUAUUGUCGAAGAAUGACGGUAGUGGAUGUGGUUAGUAACAAUUUUUGGUAAACUACCCUCCUCACUAUUCUUAUUGUCGAAGAAUGACGGUGGUGGAUGUGGUUAGUAACAACUUUUGGUAAACUACCCUCCUCACUAUUCUUAUUGUCGAAGAAUGACGGUAGUGGAUGUGGUUAGUAACAAUUUUUGGUAAACUACCCUCCUCACUAUUCUUAUUGUCGAAGAAUGACGGUAGUGGAUGUGGUUAGUAACAACUUUUGGUAAACUACCCUCCUCACUAUUCUUAUUGUCGAAGAAUGACGGUAGUGGAUGUGGUUAGUAACAACUUUUGGUAAACUACCCUCCUCACUAUUCUUAUUGUCGAAGAAUGACGGUGGUGGAUGUGGUUAGUAACAACUUUUGGUAAACUACCCUCCUCACUAUUCUUAUUGUCGAAGAAAGACGGUAGUGGAUGUGGUUAGUAACAACUUUUGGUAAACUACCCUCCUCACUAUUCUUAUUGUCGAAGAAUGACGGUGGUGGAUGUGGUUAGUAACAACUUUUGGUAAACUACCCUCCUCACUAUUCUUAUUGUCGAAGAAUGACGGUGGUGGAUGUGGUUAGUAACAACUUUUGGUAAACUACCCUCCUCCCAACUUGUAUCAAUAAUGAGAUUAUUAAAAGUUAAUACUAACCAGUAUUAAUUUAUAUUUAAAUAUUUAGUGAUAUUUAAUAUAGGCACUUUACUAUUCUCAUUAUCGAAGAAUGACGGUGGUGGAUGUGGUUAGUAACUACUCGGCCUGCCCGACAGGCACUGUCGCGCUCACGGUGAAGACAGCCCGCACUGCGACCCGUAAAGAAGCGGCCAACCAAGGCACAAUAUAACGACGCCUGCAAACUAGCCGAGACCGCGAGGCUCAUCCGGCGCCCAGACCGAAGCAAACAAAAACAAGCGGAGGAAGAAGAAGAAGAGCAAGAACAAAGAGGCCAAGAAGUCCCAACAAGAGGAAGCUAGCACCGAGCCGAGGACCCACGUCCUGCCCAACGCAGCCGCCUCCAGAGGGACAAAAAGAAGCACGCGCCCACAGAGCACCAACGAGGUGAUAAUUGCAGCGCUGGAGGUGCUGCAAGACGUCCUCAAGGCAAGGCAAGGCAAGGAGGCAUCACCCGUCUAACCGCCAGCAACCCGUGAUGUAACACGCCCACGGAGUAAGGUAAAACCGCCCAUUCUCCCCCUUUCUACCACUUAGUGGUUUUCAAAUUCCACACACACCCUCCCGGGGCCUCCCACAAGCGAGAAACACCCCGAGAGGGUGUCGAAAGACCCCUCCCGGAGCCUAUCGGAUCUACUCAAAACGGCUCUACAAAGAGCCAAUCCAAAGACGUCGCCAGCCAUGAAAAUGGCGACCCCUCACGUAGAAGGCUAUGCCUUGGUCGUGUUGCUUUCUUCUCUCGGGCCCUAACGGGCCAGCCUCAGUCAUUUUACUCUCUUCGCAGCGAGCAGUCGUAUGCGUGAAUUGGUAUGCACGUAUGUAGCCAGCGAAGGUGUGUAUGUAUAUAUCGGCGCAUUUCACGCGCGGCCUCAGUUUGCUGCGGCUCGGCGCAGUGCGCGGUCGCAUGCUUGGCAUAUAUCGCACCUUCGGUGCAACAAAGUCACAACAGCUCAUUUUUUAAUUUUACAGGAGAAGACUUUUAAUAUUUUUUUUGCAUUUAUUUCCGUAUUUCUGGAUAGCUAUUUAUAGUAGGUUUAAAAUUUUUAUAAAAUUAAUUGUUUAUUUUGUUUGCUAUAGUUUUACGUAAAAAUCUUAUAUUAAAUUACCAAAAAAAUCCUAAUAAAAGACAUAAUAAAAAAAUGUGUCCUGAAUUGUGACUUUGUUGCACCAGGAAUUAUUUAGUUUUAUGACUUAAGCUUAUUAUUUAGGAUAAGGUUUUAAAUGAAAUAAAGUGUCGUAAUCAAACAUAA
Bicyclus anynana (squinting bush brown) is the source of this 13928-nucleotide messenger RNA. RefSeq lists its product as uncharacterized. Bases 293 to 1393 code for a protein of 366 amino acids. The transcript has 7 exons. The record is from RefSeq and is a predicted model, not a curated record. NCBI's taxonomy places the organism in Eukaryota, Metazoa, Arthropoda, Insecta, Lepidoptera, Nymphalidae.